This is a messenger RNA of Rotaria socialis, 1587 nucleotides long. NCBI's taxonomy places the organism in Eukaryota, Metazoa, Rotifera, Eurotatoria, Philodinida, Philodinidae. The record is from the annotation of a GenBank genome assembly.
AUGCAGAAUACUCCACAAUUUUUUUCUAACUAUAAUCCUUAUCAGAUCGACGAUAAUUUGCCUCCCAAUGUGCCUAAUACAUUGAUUGACGGUGAACUGUUCGGAUUGCCGUCGUCCUCGUCGUCGGCUCCGAUGGCGACGAAUCCAACAUCGGUAAUGUCUCAAUCAACAGCAUCACCUAUGAAUAGAUCACAGAAACGUAAAGCAACAACUGAUACGGAUGCAAGUUAUUCACCGGCAUCGAUUUGCAGUGAGAACAGUAAUUAUUCAAAUGCAUCAUAUCCAACUAUUUCACGUCAAUCAACUGAUUGUUGCCGAAAUCUACCAUCUGGCAAGCAUAAAAAAUCAACGACAGCAUCAAUUUUAACAACAUCAGCCGAAGAAGGCAGUUCAGGUGACAAUGAUGAUGAAGAUGAUGAUAACAAUGAUCUUGCACAUAAACGGGAAAAACAUACACAAGUUGAAGCGCAUCGACGAGCAUUAGAAAAAGCACAUUUUCGAGAAUUAUCAAUGUUAAUUACAAAUCGAAGUGACUCAAAAUCAACCAAACUUCAUCAUCUUGAUUUACUGAAAAUAGCCGCCGAUCAAAUAUCUGAAAUGAAUUUACGACAUAAAAACGAUCCAUUACGUCCGUCAAAUUUAACCGAUAAUGAAUUAAAUUUUUUAACAGUCGAAGCAAGUAAUUCAUUUUUAUUUGUAACAACAGUUGAACAAGCAACAUUUCCUAUUAUUCAUGUUACGGAUGCAAUAAAUCGCAUUUUAAAUGUGACACGUGAUCAGUGGCUUGGACAAGAUUUUCUAAAAUUUAUACAUCCGGAAGAUUUAGCACGUUAUCAAAGUCUAAUUAUGUCAUUAAAUCAACGUAUCGGAUUGCCCAUUCAUUUCGAAUGUCGAUUAAAACAACAAGGUAAUCCUGAUAUGUAUUCAUCGGUUAUUAUUGAUGGCAUGACCAAAAUCAUUGAUCAUGCAUUAAAACCUGUACAAAACAAUACAUCAGGUUUUCUCGCAUUUGUUGCAAUAUGCCAUCUACCGUUAAUAACAAAAUACAGCGAAACAAAUAUGCGUCUCUAUAAGGAUCCUCAAUCGUGUACAUUCCGUUGUCGUUGUUCGCCGAACGACUGGAAAAUUUUUCUUGUUGACCGUUCAGUAUCAACGUUACCGUCUAUAUCAUAUGACUUAUUUCGUCAAAAAUCUAUAUUAGAUUUUAUACAUAAUCUUGAACAACAACUUUUGCAUCAAACUUUAUCAGAAUCAUUACGAACACCAACAGUUCAAACAGUACGAUGUCAUUUUAUGCAUCCAACUUUACACAUCUCAAUGCCAAUGUCACUUGAAAUCAAAUCUUUUUUCAAUACAGUUACUCAUCAAGUUAACUUUAUUGAAUUAACAUUUAAAGGUUUAACUAAUUCACCAGUUGCAAAAGUAGAAUCAUCGAUAACAUUUCCUUAUGAUUAUGCCGCUGAUGCCGAUGAAAUCGAUAAAUUAUUUGAAUCCGAUCCAUCAGUUCCAAAUCAACAAAUAAUGAACGAACAAUUCGACAAUAAUCCAAUGAUUCAGCCUACACCAAAUUAUUAUCAAAAUCGAUAG